This is a messenger RNA of Branchiostoma floridae (Florida lancelet), 689 nucleotides long. RefSeq lists its product as uncharacterized. The transcript has 4 exons. The record is from RefSeq and is a predicted model, not a curated record. NCBI's taxonomy places the organism in Eukaryota, Metazoa, Chordata, Leptocardii, Amphioxiformes, Branchiostomatidae. Bases 1 to 312 code for a protein of 103 amino acids.
AUGAACCCAGAGACCAUAUCAAAUCUCAAUUUGGUGACGUUUGGGAAAUCCCGACAAAGAACAACAGGCCCGAAGAAACGGAAAACGGACAACUUGGCUCUAGGACCCAACUGGAGAGGUCGUCCCGAAGAUCAAGGAAGGACCGAUCUGAAAGAUCGAACAGGGAGGAUAAAACAAGGACCAGGCGUCAGAACAACAGGAGAACUCGUGGACGGAAUCAGCAGCGUGGCAACGGAAAUGGUGCCACUUCAGACGGUAGGAGCCAGUCGCAGAACCGAGGCACAGAGACAGGAACCAGAGAGGAAGCUGUAGAAUGGGAUGAAAUUAGAGGUACGUCUGGAACUCGGCUGAAGCAGCGGACAUCUUCGACCGGAAGCAGGGGGCAACAGAUAGAGGGAACAGUAGAAGGAGACGUGAACGCUUCUGGAACUCGCGAGCAGCGAGCGUCGUUUACUUCAAGCACAGGACGAAGGUCUGGCAGAAACGUGUCAGUUGACAGUUCUGGAAUCCAGCCUAAACAGCGAGCAUCGUCGGCCUCAAGCACGGGACGAAAGUUAGACAGAAACGUGUCAGUAGAUAGUUCUGGAAGUCAUCGAAAUAAACAAGCGUCAGUGACAACAAACAAAGGGCAAAGGUUAGAGGAAGAAGUGUUCAAAGACAACCCUAAAACUACUGGGAUCCCUGCGACU